Molecule: messenger RNA, 2538 nt
Organism: Symbiodinium sp. CCMP2456
Lineage: Eukaryota; Dinophyceae; Suessiales; Symbiodiniaceae
Source: the annotation of a GenBank genome assembly
AUGGCGAAGAAAAGCCAGGCGCAGGCAUUGUCUGACGAGUCCACAGGCGUGCCCUAUGGGGAGCUGAUCCGAGACUAUGAGCCGCCGGAAGGAUCGUCGUGGAGGUAUGGCCGACCGGACUAUGCCUCUGUGAACAAGCUCUACUUCCAGCACCGGACCAUGGCGCACCAGGAAGGCUCCCUGGAAGCCUUGGUCCAGAAGCUCGUCAAGAACUGGCAGGUGGAAUCACUCCACAUUACCGAUGUCCAUAACUGGAAGACCAUGGACACCGCAAAGUUCAAGUUGGCGGUGAAUGGCGGUUGCCCCUGCAACGCUCAGUUCCUGUCUGACGUUGGCCACCCCAGUCUGCUCGUCGGGGAGACAGUCGACUACUCGCAGGCCGCAGUGUCGCACGAGGGCUCUCGCAAGAUCUUCGGCGACGCCUUCCCGGAGGGAUUCGCCUGGGAGAUCUUAGAGGUCUACUCCGGUCCUCCGAACGUCCUCUUCAAGUGGCGGCACUUUGGCAAGUACAGCGGGACCUUCGUCGACAAGGCCGGCGGAAAGCACAAAGGCAGCGGCGAGAUGUUGAACUUGGUGGGCAUGUGCCUGGCGAAGGUCAACGAGCGGCUGGCCAUUGAGACUUUGGAUGUCUACUACAAUCCCGAGGACAUGACGCGGCCGCUGACGAGCACUCUCGCAGACCCAACGCAGCGGCCACUGCCCCUGGAGGAAGCAGAUCCCAAGGUGGGCGUCGGCGGCUGCAAAGCAGAUGGGAAGAGCUCCUGUGGUUUCACUUGCACGUUUGCGACUGGGGCGUUUGUGAAGGCCAUGGGCAGUGGGGCGUCGCGCCCACAGGGCGAGAAGUACCAAGCAAGUGCUGAAGCUUCCAGCGAGGAGGCCAAGGUCACAAAGACACAGGAUCGGCCGCUGCCGCCGGGCCUCCCGCAGCCGGAGCCAACAGCUCAGACAGCAGCCGGAGAAUCUGCAGCUGCCUCCAGCGGUAGGCCGCCUUUGUCAGAAGCAGAGCGAUCGGAGGUCCUGUCGGCGCUGGAUCGGGCGCGUGCCACAGCGCUCCGCUCCCUGUCCAACCGCGCACGACGGCUCCUCGCCGAGUCGGCAGUGAUUCAUGAGCUUGGCCCGGGAGCCAGUCUCGGUGGCGUGGAGGCCUGGUAUCACGGCCAAUGCUUGGUGCUCUCAGGGCAGGCCUCGGUGAUGCUUUACCCACCACGGCCGACUGUGAGAGCUAUUCCUGAGGAUGAAGUUGCCCCGUCUGGGCCCAUGCUCGAGGUGGCGCUCGUAAAGCGAGGGGACACCUUCGGCUGGCAUCGACAGCAUAAGGCAGAUCUGACAGACGAGGAAAUUCUCCUUCAGGAGACCUGGGACAACUGCUCGCCUGAAGUGGUCGUGCCUGCAAACAUGAAGCUCAAGUUUGCCCGGCUCGAGGACUCCGAUGACCACCGAGGUGAGCAUCGUGGCUCCAAGAGCGCCAGCGGGCAUGCGCUGAAAGCCCAGAAGUCUGCGUCGAAGACGAAGCCUCUCUCCAAGGAGGAUGAUCACGCAGCGAGGCCCUUGCAAGGUUUGCACACCAGCGGGGUCACCAGCACCUUCAACUUCUUACCCAGUGCGCCGACGUCGAGCUUCCUGGCGCAGCUUUGGCUCACAUCCACACCGCCUCUGGAAGGAAUUGCGGACAACACGGCGGCCAAUGGCGGCUUGCUUCCGCGGGCUCAUUUCCAGGCCACCCUGUGGAGUCCGCUCCUAGACUGCCUGGACCAGCUGAAUGAGGAAAUCCGGCGUCGUCAGAGGGCGAAAUACCGGAUUCACGACUGCUUCCCGCUUCAGGGCCACCAAAUUGUGGAGCUCAAGCACUACAUCAUCCACCUCACUGAGAUUUGGUACGGUGCCCGCCGUGGGGGCAACCUGAGCAUCCUUUAUAGCUGGUUCGUGGAUGCUAUGGGCGUGUUGGGAGUGACCGCCUACUCGUACGACGACCUGCCUGUGGACAAAAGCUCGGAUGCCUGGGCUACGGUGAUCGACGGCGAUGCGAGACGGAGGGCACUCCAAGGUCGGACUGGUAUGGACUCCGCCUACGUGGCCACCGGCGGAGUGGCCCAGAAGCAGGGGCGCUCGGCCAUCGACAACACAGUGCUCCGCAACGUCUUCUACCCCUGGGAGGCUCGCGAGCUGCUGGUGGGUCGGAUGGCGCGGAAGUUCCUCAGUCGGCUCCUGGCACUGCGCCAGCGUUCCAUCCUGCGUCGCUUGGCGCAGCACCUGCAGCUCGAUGUUUUGCACCUGGCACAGGACGCCCGGACGCACCGCUCGCUGCGCAGCAUCCUCGCAGCAACGUCGGACGAGGAGAUCAAGGUGUUGGGUCUCGAUCCACAAGACCGGCUGCUGCUGUUGCUGCGAAGGACCGGCGCGGAGAUCGCCGGCUUCGGUCAGCUGGACGAGGGCAUGCAGAGGAGCGUCUGGGAGGCUGCGAAGACUUGUCUGAAGGAAACGGCGACGCCACUGCAGCAGGAGCCAGCAGAGGGCACCCCGAAGGCCUGUCGGUGCGCA